Messenger RNA from Acanthochromis polyacanthus (spiny chromis), 2749 nucleotides. RefSeq names its product arylsulfatase A (gene arsa). The transcript is spliced from 8 exons. Gene Ontology annotation, molecular function: arylsulfatase activity. NCBI's taxonomy places the organism in Eukaryota, Metazoa, Chordata, Actinopteri, Pomacentridae. The record is from RefSeq and is a predicted model, not a curated record. The coding region runs from base 509 to 2011 and encodes 500 amino acids.
UAGAAAUGUUUUUUGGCAGACCAUCCAUAUAAACCAUCACCUGCAGCUUAUUAAACAAAGAAUUGUUUAAGUCAAUAUUCAGCCAGCUGUAAACAUCUUUCCAGAAAAGUUGUGUGAUCGAGAGAAAUAAUGGAUGCAUGUGGAACUUACAUCAAUAUGUUGUUUCCUCCUCCAUUUCGACGUUGCACUUCCUGAAAAAAUUGUCCGGAGUGAGCAUCGAUGCAGACUCGCUAUUUAAGGGCUGAACAGUCCACUCCCCCUCCGCACUACGUGGUUUGGGACGGCCCUUAAUAUGGAGGACCCUCCACUGGAACGCGCAAACGGAGGGGUAGUGUGUAGGGAUAGUGUGUAGGGGGCGGUUUGGGAUUCAGCCCUAGUGUUUGUAUAUAUCUAUGGCGACACGGGCUUCAUUUUCUCGGCGUUGAAACCAACGGGUGACGUCACGGUUAGUUUACACCUGUUAUUCACCUCACAGUUCCUUAUUUUUUCUAAGACAAAAGAAGACAAGAUGGAUUUCUGCCUCCUCGCCUUUUUGAAUCUUCUUCUUUUUUCCACCUGCUCGUCUUCACCGCCGAAUUUCGUCCUGCUGUUCGCUGAUGAUUUGGGUUUCGGGGAUUUGGGUUGUUUCGGGCACCCGAGUUUACUGACUCCCAACCUGGACCGUCUGGCAGCAGGUGGACUCCGCUUCACUGACUUCUACUGCACCAGCCCCGCCUGCAGCCCGUCCAGGGCGUCGCUGCUGACGGGUCGCUAUCAGACCCGCUCAGGCGUCUACCCAGGAGUGUUGUAUCCAGGCUCUAGAGGCGGCCUUCCUCUGAAUGAGACCACCAUUGCCGAAGUGUUGAAACCUCUGGGCUAUGCUACUGCCGCCAUAGGGAAGUGGCACUUAGGAUUUGGGGCCAAUGGGAUGUUUCUCCCAACCAAACAGGGGUUUGACCAGUAUCUGGGGAUCCCAUACUCCCAUGACAUGGGCCCCUGUUGGAACCUGACCUGCUUCCCUCCAGAUGUGAAGUGCUUUGGAGUGUGUGAUGUUGGCACUGUAACUGUCCCACUGAUGCACAACGAGGUCAUCAAGCAGCAACCGGUCAACUUCCUGGACUUGGAAAGAGCUUACAGUGACUUUGCAACCAACUUCAUUACCACAUCAGCCAAGAAAAAGCAACCUUUCUUCCUCUACUAUCCAUCACAUCACACCCACUACCCUCAGUACGCAGGUCCAGGGGCAGCGGGUCGGUCCUUAAGGGGUCCAUUUGGAGACGCUCUGUUGGAGCUUGACAACACCAUAGGAAACCUGCUGGCAACUCUGGAGGAGACGGGAGUGAUCAACAACACACUGGUCUUCUUUACAUCCGAUAACGGCCCUGAACUGAUGCGUAUGUCCCGCGGAGGUAAUUCUGGUCCUCUGAAAUGUGGCAAAGGUACCACGUAUGAGGGGGGCAUGAGAGAGCCAGCCAUCGCCUACUGGCCAGGAACCAUCAGGCCAGGUGUGACUCAUGAGAUGGCCAGCACUCUAGACAUCCUCCCCACCAUCGCAGGCUUGGCAGGAGCUAAACUACCUCAGGUGAUGCUGGAUGGAGUCGAUAUGACAGACAUCCUCAUCAACCAAGGAAAGAGUAAAAGGGAGACGAUGAUGUUCUACCCGACAGACCCCAGUGAGAAAUACGGCCUGUUUGCUCUCCGGCUGGGGAAGUACAAGGCCCAUUUCUACACAAGAGGUGCUACCCACAGCAGUACCACUCCAGACCACGACUGCCCAGCGUUCGCUGUUCUCAAGGCCCACGACCCCCCUGCGAUGUAUGACCUGGAGGCCGAUCCUUCAGAGAACUACCCUCUUUCCUUGGAGGAAAGACCCGACCUCCAGGCCGUGCUGGAGCAGAUCAAGAAUGUCAAGGAGAAGUUUGAAGCCUCCAUGGUGUUUGGAGAGAGCCAGAUAUCAAAGGGAACAGACCCGAACCUGGCGCCUUGCUGCAACCCUCAGUGCAUCCCCAGACCCAGCUGCUGCCACUGCUGACGGGACAAAUCGUUACAGAUGCUGUGAAGACAGUGUGGAAAAGACUGGAGGUACAGAUGUUACUGUUUACAUUCUUGGUGAAAACGCAAGGAUGCAAAUUAUGCUUUACUGCUUUCUUGUGGUCACUGAAGCUUGAAUUACCGCACUUACUGAAAAGGAAUAUUACAAUGUGUUUCCUCAAUGAGGAGAUGAUUUUUCUCAUGUUUAUAUUAGCUAUAUUUCGCACUAAUGAAUAACAAAGUACUGUAUUUUUCUGACUUCUGCUACUUGAAAAGGUAUUUUCCACCCCAUUAUUCCUCACAAUCAAAAACUUCUAUAUAUUUACAUGUGUAAAUAUUCUGCAGCUCAUUGCAGAAUAUUUACAUGUGUAAAUAUUCUGCAGCUCAUUGCAAUCACAAAUACAAUCAAAAGUAAAAGAAGAAUAAAGACAAUAAUACCAGCGUCGGACAUCAAGCAUAUAUUUUAUUCAUAAGACCAAACCCAUGACAAGGCAGAGUGAUUUUUUUGUCUUUUUUUUUCUUUGUUUUCCCUUGAAUUUUACAAGUCCUUGUUUUUAAAGAUACAAGAUAGGAUAUGUUUGUUCUGUCACAUACUGUUUUGCUCUAGGUAUACAGUGAAGAAUCUUGUUAAAGUAAUAAAGUCAGAAGUUGGUUUAACUGUUAAUGUAUUUCUCAGCGGCUAUAUGGGACUAGAUCAUCCUCAGAGGUUGUUUUUGUGUAGCUGUGUGAAAAGAAAGGA